This is a messenger RNA of Macadamia integrifolia, 2068 nucleotides long. Its product is annotated as NAC domain-containing protein 83-like. The record is from RefSeq and is a predicted model, not a curated record. The transcript is spliced from 6 exons. Bases 180 to 1316 code for a protein of 378 amino acids. Gene Ontology annotation, molecular function: DNA binding. NCBI's taxonomy places the organism in Eukaryota, Viridiplantae, Streptophyta, Magnoliopsida, Proteales, Proteaceae. Gene Ontology annotation, biological process: regulation of DNA-templated transcription.
GAGGUCAACCAGCUCAACGCCAUUUGAAAACUUAGAUAGUAGACGGUAGCCAUGAGGGUGAGUGAGUGAAGGAAGCCAAGUGUUCUGAAGCGGAGGGAGCGACAGGGAAGUGUAGAGGGACUAGUAAAGGGACUCUCUCUGGUCUCUGAUUUUCAAGUUCUGAGCUUUGACUUAUCUUUAUGAACGGGGUAACCAUGUGUCCUUCAGCACCUGUCCCUUCGCUUGGUAAUAUUGAAUUCCAUUUCACUGAUGAAGAGCUUGUGGACCAUUUGGAAAGAAUGGACCGUGGGGCUCCCCUUCCAGCCAAUGUGAUUCCAGAUUUGAAUCCUUACAAUGUUUUGCCCUGGAAUUUGCCUGAUGAUGUCUGGUGCUUCUUCAAUUCAUUGGAUCCUAAAGCUACAGGUACUGGAUAUUGGAAAGCUACAGGGGAGAGACGCAGUAUACCAAAAAAUGCUACCACUACUGCUUGCAGAACUACUCUGCAAUUUUACCGAGGCAAAGCUCCUUAUGGAACUAAAACUGAUUGGAUGAUGUAUGAAUACAAGCUAUAUAGGCAGGGACUCUCUGAAAUGAAUGAGGCACUGGAUUCCAGCUCACUGUGUAGGGUCUUUCUCAAUAGCAUCCAAAGCCCAAAUCAUGAAGAGCAUCAUAACCGUACUCGUGCAGAUAAUGCUAACGGAGUUUAUAUUCAUCCAAUGUCAGCAAUCAGGGUGAAUGGAUAUGGCUCCACUAGGUCCCAGGUGAAUUCUGGUGUUAAUGAGAAUGGACCGACAGCUGUGUCUGAAAGGAAUCUGCCGAACCAGAGGCCUGAUAAUCCAGUUCAGGACCUGCGUGAAAACUAUGAUUUCUCUGCAGGAGACUUCAUAGAAUUACUUGAUCUUGUCAAUCCUGAAUCUCCUUCCAGUAGUGAAAACUCAAGUUGCUUGACCAUGUCAUCAGAUGAAUACUUCGAUUCCUUGGCCUUGUUGCGGGAUAUAGAGGCUGAAAAUACACAGAAAAACCAGACAAAUUCCACAUUCUGUGUCUCUACAUCUCACGGACCCAAACAGCUGGUUCUCAAGCCAACAUCUUCUGGUUCAGCAGUACAGCAGCAUGUCCUUGAGAACAAGAUGCAAAAACUUGUUACAGUUCAAGGCCCCCGGAAUGUACUCAGGAGCAAGAUGCACAAACAUGUUGUAGUUCAAGGUCUCUCUACAAACUCAGCAAAUGCUGUGGCAUCAUCAAGUGGUCUUCCCGCAGAUUCAGGUGGAGAAAGAAAGGUUGUUGGUUGGAUGACAAAGCUUCGGAAGAAAUUUUGCUGCUUCAUGCCAUUCUAGCUUUCUUAUGUGUGAUUAUAUAUAUAUAUAUAUAUAUACACACACACGUAUAUACAUAUUAUAUACAUAUUACCCGUUUUAUAAAAGUGUGUAGGUCAGGUUGUUUAGGCUUUGCCUGGUUGCAAGCAAAAGGAAGGGUAGAGAAGUGAAAUUGAUUUUAAAAAGAAGGAAAAUUUUGUUAUCAUUCCUAACAUGAUUGUAUAACCUACUUAAUAUUCUUACCAUAUUUAGUGAUUAUACUUUUCAAAUGUAACUUUUAUUUUACUUUUCAAAUCCAAAGGAUUUAGAUGCAAAGUAAAGUAAAGUUUAAUAACCAAAUUUGGAAUGAUUUGAAGUUAGUGACAGUCAUGUUUGGUGAACAAAUUUUGUCAUUACCUAACAUGGUUGUAUAAACUACAUAAAUAUCUUACCAUAUUUAGUGAUUAUACUUUUCAGGUAUAAUUUUUAUUUUACUUUUCAAAUAAGUAAGGUAAAAUUUAAUAACCAGAUUUAGAAUGAUUAAGUUAGUGAUGCAGUAAUGUUAGGUAAUGAUUACAAGAGUUUCUUUUUUAAAUUUGAAAAUUUUCACUUCCUUACUCUUUAUUUCUCUUGCAACCAGACAAAGCCGUAGUUUGGAUAACUAAAAGAAUGAAUAUAUGGAGACAGUAUUAUAUUUACUCUUUGUAGAGUUAUCACUUGUUUGUUUUUCUUUUCUGUCUCAUCAUUACCCCUUUGUAUAACUCACCAUAAAUGAAGUAUAAAUUUUUCUGCUC